AUGGACCACGACCACAAGCCAACUGAGCUGUCGCGAGAACGUGCGGCCUCUUCAGAGCCUUGCUCAACUCGGCCCAAUCCCUUCGACGAAACCGAGACUUCUUCUAGAAAACGACAACGCGUCUCCCGUGGAGGCUCUCGCAGCCAGUCCGUGGAUACCUCCCGCAAUUCAGAUAUUGGCUCCCCGUCCAGAUCCAGAUCUCCCCGCGCCGGCAGCACCAGCACCAGCACCAGCAGCGAAGCCGACCCUGCCCUGCCUCGCACUCCCACACGAAUCCCCUCCAAAUCCCCGCUGCCGGAACCUACGUCCAGCAGAGUCACCAUCAAUCUGCGGACCGCCCGCCCUCUUGAGUCGAUCCCCUCGUCCCCACCUUCUCCGACUACCCCUUCCAAGAUGGUCGACGGCGGAGAGGACUCAGGUACAAGAGUUAGCGUGGGGUCUGAGAGUGAUGCAGAUGCCUUGUCUGCUAUCCCACCAAUCGAGACACCUUCAUCCUCACCAUCUGCGACCGGGAGUCCCACAAUUGAACUGGUGCCGAUAAGUGAGGACGAUGAGGAUUUCGAAGGCAGGAGCCCACCGGUUGCUAUCUUUGAUGGGGACGCGGUCUUAAGUGAUCCCAUGCCCGACUUCCCAUAUCUUGGAGAUGAUUCUUUAGUUGACGGUGCGCGGAAAGUGGCUCGUUAUCUACAAUUCGAUGAUGUUCCCUCAGAAGAGGCCUUUUGCAAGCUCCGAGACUGGAUGGAAAAAUACUUGCUAUUUACAACUGAUUCUCAAACGCGGUAUGAAAAUUAUACCAAAUAUCGAGAGUUCUGGCCGGUAUUCCCUGAGAUAUUUUGGGCGCUGAAUGCACGGAGCCGCUUCUUUGGCCAGUUCCUUCAACGAAGCCGACCAGGACGCCAGGCCGUGACAGAUAUGUUUUGCCAAUUUUCUAGGAUCACCGGCCGAUUUGUGUCUAUGGAUGUGAAAACCCUCGCAUUCCAUACCCAGGACGAGAAUAUUGACCAAGAGCCCGACCUUAGUUCUCGGAAAAUUCUUUCGGCUUAUGGUUUUCUACUUCGGAAAGAGGAGCCGUCCCAUAUUGGCAAGAAUCUAGAAACACACUAUAACUGGAACUGGGAUGAUGAUGUCGCCUUGAUGACAAGCAAUUUUCAAGCAGAAGGAGGGUCAAUCCCAAACCUGACGAAGUUGGUUAGGGGCCAGCUUAGGUUGAUUCCUCGCUUGCCAAAGUCCAUUGACAGCCUGGUAGACCCUUGUCGGUUGGUUGCCAAGACCGUGAUUGAUGCAGCAGGUAUUCUAGAGGAGUUGCCUGGUCGACAAUAUGUCGAAAGCACUCGACAGCAUCUCUCCCAAGGAUACGAGUUCUUCAAAGUUAUGUCCGCCGGCUUAGAGUUGAUCAUCGACAAACAUGUGACUUGUCUAGCACCUGAUGCGGCCCACCAUCAUUUGGUGAGCCUAACACACGUUCUAAGUCAUAGUUUUGCUUCGGAGAACGAUGCGAUUCGAGAACUACUCGAACGCCGACAACAGGAACACCCCCAACUUUCUAGAAAGCAAUUACCCAAAGUUAUUUCAUACGAGUGGAGAUUUACUAUUCUGGAGAAGCUUCUCACGUCGGCGCAAAUGCAAUUACGCGUGGUUGGAGUAACGACAAUGUGCGGAGACCUGCUUCAUCUCUACAACACGAGCAAGGGAGAUGAUCCACCUCGAAGCCCAGUGCUCCUCUCCUUUGCCAAUUUCGUCCUCGAACACAAGCUUGUUGAUUAUAUCGUUGGCAUUGGAUCUCAUCCCGAGAUCAUCAACGAGAGCCACAAUAUCCUAGGAUUUUUAAUCGUGACGAAAACUUACACUGCUCAGGUGACCGAUAGGAUAUGGCAGACAGUUAUGAGCAGUCAGGACCCCAGAGUGGUGGAAUCAAUUCUGCGAAUGAUCAAGCAGUGUAUGAAUCUGUACGAUUACCAAGCUCUCCUCUAUAUCUGCCAGAAAGCAGGUGAUCUUCCCAUCGAGGCAUUCAACACACACAUGCGCGACUUUUGCGAACAUCUUCUCCGAAAUAUCAUCACCAAAGGCAUCCAAGAUGGCAUCCAGCAUGUUGAUGCUGCACCAUAUGAUUUAUGCGUUAGGCUCAUUCGCGAGUCGUCAAUUACCACUGCGGAGUCUCCGGCUGGGCACCUAGAAAUCCAAAACUUUGCAGUGCCACGUUUCCGUGACCUUCUGGUGCAUGGGCCCACAGGCAGUACGCGCAAGUCGAUAUAUGAAAGCUGCAUAGAGGAUAUAUCCUUGCGAACUUCCACGGCACCAGGCAGCAUCUGCAUUCUCAAUGUCCUUCUCCGGCCAAACUUGGCGACCGACUUGCAUCUACUGACGGCUGAGCAUGGUCUCACGAGAUUACUUGUCGAAGAACUAGAGCAUUCUACUAUGAGCGAUCAGCAUUCACCUGAGAAAAGCACCCCGGCAAGUCUAGCACGUCGAGAAUUGCUCCACUUAGUAAUAUUGCAAGAACCGGGUACUAUCUCGCCGGAUCUUGGGCAGCGUCUUUGGGCGAAUCUCGUGGGUAGCGAAUCUCAAAACGCUGUCCACCGCAACACAGCAUGGACAAUUUUCAAUAGUGCAGCAAAGAAGUCCCCGAACAAUAUCUUCAUUUCAACUUGCUUCGAGGAAUACCUCCCAAACCUGCCCCCCCACUGCUUUACGACUGGAGCGUUGGAAUUUGCGCGAGCAGCGGUUACAGCUUGGCUUGAGGAGGCCACUAAUGAUUUCCCUGACAAUGAUUCAUUUGAAUCACCUGCACUUGAGCAGAUAUGGCGGAUGAUCUUGAAUGCACCUCCGAACACGAUCGAUGCUGCAGCCAUCAACAUACUCGUCGAAGUUUACGUUGAUAACCCCCUCAUUGCUUCUGUGCCACGACCUAGAGCGAGGAAUAUCCAUCUCGCCCUGGUUGAUCGCUGCUUGAGGCAGCUGGCAGCAGCAGCAUCCAAACUCAAGUCAUUUGGCGAUGGCGCAUUGAGUGGGGAAGAGGAUGGCAUGGUCAUAGUUCCCUCCGAAGCCCAAUUUCAGGAACAGGAGAGAAUAUUUGCGAGGUCUUUGGCUGUUUUGCGGGAGUUCUUGAAGUCAUACCAGUCCAAGCCGCACUUUGCGAUACCCAAACCCAAAGUUUCUGUGUCGGCUGCAUCGAGUGCCAUAGAGGGCGAUCCGUUAACUGUCAAAUAUCAGUCGUUCGAUGGUAACACUCACACUGAAAUCAGGAGCCUAACCCUCGGCAAAUUAAACACGGCUGCGUCUCUCUUUGCCAGCCUUCAGAAGGCUACCGGCUUUCAGAAUUACAAAGUCUACUACGGAGGGAAAGAAUUCGACCCGGAUGAGAUCGAAGUUUGCAAAUCGCUUGCGGACUUAAAUCUUAAUGGCCUGGUGUUGAUCCAACGUUGUGAUAAUACUGAUGGCUCUGUUGCAUCGGACGGCAACAAGAUGACACUCGAAUUAGAGAUCAUGAAACACUUUGAACAGCUGUGGAGUUGCUUGAGCAUGCAUGAGAGUGUCGCUAAGGAGAUAUACUACUUCUUAAUCAAGUUCCCCGUUUAUGAUCGUCUACUCACGGAUUUUGACUCCGAGGCAACAUCCUAUACCGAAAUCUUUCCUCAGGGCCAGCCAUUCAAGUCACUAUAUGCGAUACAUACACUUCGAGAAUACAUUGCAGGCCAAUCUCAAAAAGGGGGGGUCAAGAGCUCGGCAAUGGCGAGAGCGAUUUCAUUGGUCGUUGCCGCAAUUUCGGACCCGGAUGUCCUUGGAUCCUCUGGAAGCGAAGAGCUGAGAGACUGCCUUGCACUCCAUCUAAUUGAUUGCUUGGUGCAAUUCCUGAAGGAACCGAUACUACCUGUCUCCAUAGCUCCCUAUCUCAACGAAACUUUGCAAGAACGGCUUUUGCAACUCCUCUACGACACAAAAUCAGCUGCAACUACACCAAACUCUGUGCAUCUGACCUGGAGUAUAUUUGAGGCACUUUUAGAGGCCUCGCUUCAUAAUUCCGACUUAUGGAAUUCUUUUGUGUCCCACCUAAAGCGGAAGAGCCUGCUCCGUGAUUUACUCCUCGAGGAUCCGCGGCCAGUUAUUAGGAAGAGUGUAGUGAAGCAAAUUGUUAACAAGUGCACCUUUACGCCAAGCCUUGCUCAGGUUUCUACCAUGAGCUUCGUGGUAGAAUUUUGGCCCAUGGUAGCUACCUUAAUUCUGGAGGCUGCUCACCAACCCCUGCAUUGCGAGGAGAUAUUUUUCCUUGGCCAGACAUUGUUCAAGAAGCUGGCUGAGACAUCACUUGAGUUUCUAAACCUCGAAGAUCUUGUCAAACACUGGGGUUCUCUACUUCUCUCACACGAGUGUAACGAGAGUGUCGGUCAUCCAGAAAGUAUUGACUUGGUGGCUCAAGGCUUGACGAACCUUCUGUUGUGUGCCACCUCAUUCGCAAAGGCAUCUCAGCAAUCCAUGUCAUGCAGUUCUAUUGGAACCCAGCUGUUUCAGAAGCACCUGUUUCCAGCGACGCAUCUUGCAGAGAGCUACGAUAACGACACCGCCUUUUUGCCACGAAUUCCCUUAUUGAAUCCAAUAACUCGACAUGCCAUGUCUGAAACAGUAUUCUCGCUCGUUAAGGACAAUCCUGUUCAAUACGAAAUUAUAUUGAAAAAUAUAUCGGAUCUCGUGCCAUACGAUGACGCUAUUGAAGAUGGUACGUACGAGCUUAUCCAAGGAAAUAACGCAGCUGACGUUCGACAAGGGCCAUAUCACUAUGACUUGCCUUAUUUGUUUGAUAGGAGCAAAUCUAUUAGAUCACCCACCGGUUAUGUGGGAUUGAGGAACCUCUCAAAUACCUGCUACCUCAAUUCUCUUUUUACGCAACUUUUCAUGAAUGUUCCCUUUCGAGAGUUCAUGUUGAAUGCCCUAGUUGCCGAUGGGGGUGCUUCCCAGAAGCUGCUGUCUGAGACACAGAUACUCUUUGCAAAUAUGCAGAACAGUCUUACGAGAUUUGUGGAUCCUCAAAAUCUUGCUAGCUCCAUCCGUACCUACGAUGAGACGCCCAUAGAUGUGACUAUCCAGAUGGAUGUCGAUGAAUUCUACAACCUCCUCUUUGAUCGUUGGGAAAGCCAGAUCCUCGCUUCUGAGGCAAAGAAGAAGUUCCGAUCUUUCUAUGGUGGCCAGCUAGUACAGCAAGUCAAGUCGAAGGAAUGCCCCCACAUCUCUGAGCGACUAGAGGUGUUUUCAGCGAUCCAAUGUGACAUCAAAGGCAAGAGCAGCUUAGAGGAGAGUCUUCAAGCUUAUGUUGAUGGCGAGAUAAUGGAAGGAGACAACAAAUACAAGUGCUCGACGUGCGAUCGACAUGUUGACGCUGUUAAGCGAGCAUGCCUGAAAGACAUCCCAGACAAUCUGAUCUUCCAUUUAAAGAGAUUUGACUUCAACUUGAGAACUCUGCAACGCAGUAAGAUCAACGAUUAUUUUUCAUUUCCCAACAAGCUUGACAUGCGACCCUACAAGGUGGAACAUCUCAUGGACAGCCCCGAAGACAUCCCAGAGGACAUAUUUGAGUUAGUCGGUAUUCUGGUCCAUGCUGGAACCGCCGAAUCUGGACAUUAUUACUCCUACAUCCGCGAGAGACCUUCGACCGGCGACAAGGACAACUGGGUUGAAUUUAACGAUGACUCAGUUACCCCAUGGGAGCCAAGUUGUAUGGAUAACUCUUGCUUUGGAGGCAUUGACUAUCGCAGUUCUGUCGAUAACGGCAAUAUGACGUACGACAAAAAUUAUAGCGCGUACAUGCUGUUUUAUCAGCGGUCGUCUGUUCUUGCUGCUCAAAAGCAGACCCUGGAGAAGUCUCAAUUAGCAAGUCCUAUUCGACUACCCCUACCCGCAGGGAUUUCUAACCAAAUUUCAAUGGAGAAUGAACUGCUAAUGCGGAAAUAUUGUCUCUACGAUCCAUCACAUAUAGCAUUCGUUUCUAAGAUGCUAUUGAACGUCAAGAAGCUUGGCGGUGGCCAGUGUUCUCUCCAACACCAGCGGGAGCGGACCGCCAUGUUCGCUGCCCUCAAUCACCUGGAUCAAGUCGUUGCUCGAACUAAAGACAUUCCUGAUUUUCAGACUUUUUCUGUUGCGAUCAGGCAGGUGUGCAACAGCUGUGUAGAGUGUACUCGGGACAACCUGGAAUGGUUUAGUGGGUAUCCCGAAGCGCUUCGCCAUCUGCUCCUACGAAACCCCGAUACCGUGGUUCGCAAUGAGACUGCUUCUUCCAUCCUCGCGUCCUUGAUCAAGGUAAAAGCAGAGGCACCUUAUGCGUAUGGAUUCAAUGAAGAUGAAUCUGUCUCAGAGGAAGAGGCAGACAAUGACCCACAGCUCAUCCAGGGAGUCGUCGGGGGUCUCAACCGACUCUGGGAUAUGUUUCAUUCCAACUGCCGUGCUUGGCCAGAGUACUUUGGCCUCCUAGUUAGCAUUGCUACUCUUGGGGAAUUAGAAGCUGCCCUCCUCUUGGACAGGGGUUAUCUUCGGAGGACUCUAGAGAUUGUUAGUGCUGAUCCUCUGUUGAACCUUACGCCUCAGCUCUCACGGAUGCUUAAUAUCAUCUCCAAGCGCGUAGCUACAAGACCAGUGUCGUUUGAUAGUGUCAUUGGACUUCUUCAUAGGCUGUUGGAAGUUUGCGAUUUCUCACAAGACCCGCUACUUGACCAUGCGCAACGUUUCGACCUAGCAGCCAAUGGGGAACCGAUUCCACUGACUACCAUGGAGCGCGAUUAUCUGACGCAGCAUUGGACCAAAAGUAACUCGCAUAUCCUUGUUGAAAAACUUCUACAGAUCAACCAGAAUCAACCGGCGACCAGGAGCAUCCUCAUCAUGUUACUGCUGUGGCCAGAAGAUGAUCUUGAUGUCUUUAUCCACCAAGCUAUUAUGCAUGGCAUCAGAAAGGGGACGACCGGGAUUAGCUGCGGCGCAUUCCUAAGAGCAGCUCUGGUGUAUUGUGAAUAUUCGGAGUCAUCUAGGUUGAGUUACUUGAUACAGCAUAUAUCAAAGAUUGCGAGCCAUCUUGACAAUGCCGAUGGCAAGGAAUUUUUACGAUUCUUCCAAGGAAUUGUUAAAUUGCCGUCUACCAGGAACAUCGACAUCCCGCCCAAGCUGAUCUUCAAGCUUUGCCUAGAUGAGAUUCGGUAUUGGGGCCCAGGUUUGCUGACCUACUAUGACCAUAUUGUCAGGACCGAGACGGAAGAGUUUCUCCAAGAGCUAAUUUUCGGACAAGGAGCUGAUACUGCCUAUGGAUCAUCUCUUGAAGACGCUGAGAUGGCAACACUGGUUACUGAAGCGGCGCAGAGGCUCGGCAUCGCUUGUCUUGAUUACUUGAACGAUGCCUAUGUUCAGCCACGCCAGCAAGCUGUUAGGGCGACUCUGGUCAGCAUCUUGACCGUGAUUGAAAACUGCGAAAUGUUCUUUGAUGAGGAGAAGAUGGAUCUUCUGACGCGUCGGUUCUACGACCUCAGAGCAUCUGUACUUCCUGCUCUCAAGAAAUACACUGUCGAUGAAGCAGAUGAGGAGGUCUCUGACUGGGCCGGAUCAGAUGAUGAGUAUGGCUCAUCUGAACCCAUGGGCGAAAGCAUCACUGAGCUCUGUGCACCUCUCGCAGAUGACCUCAAUGACGCAGAGGUUCAGCUCUAA
This is a messenger RNA of Venustampulla echinocandica, 7674 nucleotides long. Its product is annotated as Cysteine proteinase. Gene Ontology annotation, cellular component: nucleus; cytosol. Gene Ontology annotation, molecular function: cysteine-type endopeptidase activity; cysteine-type deubiquitinase activity. The transcript has 7 exons. Lineage: Eukaryota; Fungi; Ascomycota; Leotiomycetes; Helotiales; Pleuroascaceae. Bases 1 to 7674 code for a protein of 2557 amino acids. The record is from RefSeq and is a predicted model, not a curated record. Gene Ontology annotation, biological process: protein deubiquitination.